Molecule: messenger RNA, 5384 nt
Organism: Wasmannia auropunctata (little fire ant)
Lineage: Eukaryota; Metazoa; Arthropoda; Insecta; Hymenoptera; Formicidae
Gene: alpha-Cat
Product: catenin alpha
Exons: 9
Coding region: 269-3064 (931 amino acids)
Biological process (GO): cell-cell adhesion; cell migration
Cellular component (GO): catenin complex; adherens junction
Molecular function (GO): beta-catenin binding; cadherin binding; actin filament binding
Source: RefSeq, a predicted model, not a curated record
CGGGGCGCAGGCGAGAGAGGCAGGCGAAUGCCAACGGUGUGAUACAUCGGCGAUAAGUACGGCUUAGUACGGUACUCGUUCCGUCGGGCUCGUUGGACCGUGUCGCGUGUCUCGGCGUUUCCCGUUUGAUGCGGCCAAUCUCGCGCGAUUCUGCAUCGUUGCGUCGCGUACGAGUUGCUCGUCGUCGUUGUUGACAGCGGUCGAAGCCCCGUCGGCGGUUCGCUCUCGCCUCUUCUUCUCGCGCGCUGUUUUCACGGACUCUCCCUUAAUGCCGGACUCAAUAAACAUUAAUACGAUAAACAUGUCUGACCACUUUGGGCCCAUUACCUUGAAAUGGGAUCCCAAAAACUUGGAGAUACGGACCAUGUCUGUGGAGAAGACGCUGGAGCCGCUUGUGCUCCAGGUUACGACGUUGGUGAACACGAAAGGUCCCAGCAAGAAGAAGAAGGGAAAGUCGAAGAGGGCGAGCGCGCUGGUCGGAACUGUGGAGAAGGCGACUACCAAUUUCAUCGAGAAGGGCGAGAAGAUUGCUUAUGAAAAUCCGGACAUCACAGCGGAGAUGCUGAGCGCCGUGGAGGAAGUGAGGAAAACGGGAGCAGCAAUGAGCAUUGCCGCCAGAGAAUUUUCCGAGGAUCCGUGCUCGUCCUUGAAACGGGGCAACAUGGUGCGCGCCGCGAGGAAUUUGCUGUCGGCGGUGACGCGUUUGCUCAUCUUGGCGGACAUGGUGGACGUCCAUCUCCUCUUGAAAUCCCUGUACGUCGUGGAGGACGACCUGAAGAAGCUGAAGAACGCCUCCUCGCAGGGCGAGCUGAUUCAGAACAUCAAGGAGUUCGGCAGAAACGCCGCCGAGUUGAUUCAGCAGGCGGCCAAGCGCCAGCACGAGCUCAAGGAUCCGCAGCUCAGGGACGACUUGGCGGCCGCCCGGGCCGUCCUGAAGAAGCACUCCACCAUGCUGCUCACCGCGUCGAAGGUGUACGUGCAGCAUCCCGAUCUGGCGGCGGCCAAGGCCAAUCGCGACUACGUGCUGAAGCAGGUGUGCGAGGCCGUGAACACGAUAAACGACGUUGCUCAAGGGAAAACGCCGCCCGACAGCCAGCACCCUUACGACGGCCCGGGCGAGUUGGCCGCCGCGUUGGAUGACUUCGACGAGAGGAUGGUGAUGUCCCCGCUCGCUUACAACGAGGUCCGCACGCGACCGAGCCUCGAGGAGAGAUUGGAGAGUAUCAUCAGCGGUGCCGCACUGAUGGCGGAUUCGUCGUGCACUCGGGACGAACGUAGAGAGCGCAUCGUCGCCGAAUGUAACGCGGUCAGACAGGCGCUUCAGGAUCUUCUGAGCGAAUACAUGAACAACUUACAGCGCGCUCGGGGUGGGAGACGGAUGGGUGUUAAGGAACAAUCUGAGGGCUUAGAGAGGGCGAUAGAUCACAUGUGCAGGAAGACCCGCGAUCUUCGCAGACAGUUGCGCAAAGCCGUGGUGGAUCACGUGUCGGACAGUUUCCUGGAAACGAGCGCACCGUUGCAAGCCCUGUAUGAAGCUGCGGAGAAAGGCUGGGUCAAGGAGGUGGAAGAAUACGCGCUCAUUUUCACGGAGCACGCGAACAAACUUGUGGAGGUGGCCAAUUUGGUAUGCAGUAUGUCUAACAAUGAGGAUGGCGUGAAGAUGGUUCGCUACGCUGCGGCGCAGAUCGAGAACCUGUGCCCGCAGGUGAUUAACGCGGCGCGCGUGUGGGCCGCGCGAAACACGGACGUUGCGAAGGACAACAUGAAGGUGUUCCGCCAAGCGUGGGAGAAUCAGAUGCGCGUUUUGACGGAGGCCGUGGACGACAUCACCACGAUCGACGAUUUCCUGGCGGUCUCCGAGAACCAUAUUCUGGACGACGUCAACAAGUGUGUCCUGGCGUUGCAAGUGCGUCCCGGUGACGCCGACACCCUGGACAGACACGCGGGCGCGAUACUCGGCCGUUCCGCCAGGGUGUGCAACGUCGUGCAGGCCGAGAUGGACAACUACGAGCCGUGUAUCUACACCAAGCGGGUUCUCGAGGCGGUGAAGGUCCUCAGAAAGCAGGUGAUGCCCAACUUCGAGCAACGAGUGGAAGAGGCCGUGAACGCGCUGCGCAGUAAUCCGGCGCAGGAAGUGGACGAGAACGACUUCAUUGACGCGUCCAGACUGGUGUACGACGGAGUUCGCGAGAUCAGGCGAGCCGUGCUCAUGAAUAGGGCGGACGAAGAUCUGGAUCCCGAAGAUGUGGAACUGGACGAGCAUUACACGCUGGAAACACGUAGCAAGUCUAGCGCUCAGACCGGAGAGCACAACGUGGACGAGUAUCCGGAGAUCAGCGGCAUCACGACUGCCCGCGAGGCGAUGAGAAAGAUGCCGGAGGAGGACAAGCAGAAGAUCUUGCAGCAGGUCGAGUACUUCAGAAGCGAGAAGCUCAAGUUCGACAAAGAGGUGGCGAAGUGGGACGACGCCGGCAAUGACAUUAUCGUUCUCGCCAAGCACAUGUGCAUGAUCAUGAUGGAGAUGACGGACUUCACUCGUGGUCGAGGCCCCCUGAAGACGACCAUGGACGUCAUAAACGCGGCAAAGAAGAUCUCCGAGGCUGGCACGAAACUGGACAAGUUGACCAGGCAGAUCGCCGAUCAGUGCCCGGAAAGCUCCACGAAGAAGGAUCUCCUCGCGUACUUGCAACGCAUAGCCCUCUAUUGCCAUCAGAUGAAUAUCACGAGUAAGGUGAAGGCGGAUGUGCAGAACAUCAGCGGCGAGCUGAUUGUUUCCGGCCUAGAUAGCGCAACCUCCCUCAUACAAGCUGCCAAAAACUUGAUGAACGCCGUCGUGCUUACUGUCAAGGCUUCCUACGUUGCGUCAACGAAAUAUCCACGACAAUCCACGGUAACGUAUUCUCCUAUUGUCAUAUGGAAGAUGAAAGCCCCGGAGAAGAAACCGUUAGUUCGUCCCGAACGACCCGAGGAAGUUAGAGCGAAAGUACGUAAAGGUUCGCAGAAGAAAGUGCAGAAUCCUAUACAUGCACUCUCAGAAUUUCAGAGCCCUACCGAGAGCGUAUAAGCUCGCUCUCUCUCUCUCUCUAGAUGUAAGUAAACGAUAACAGGAAUGAUAUAACGCCAUGUCUCUGCGUCUUGCUAAAAUAUUUGUAAUUCGCUUUGCUCGAUUAACACGAGGGGCGAUUAACACGAAAAGUCAUUUUUAGAACCAUCAGAUAAAUUAAAGGAUGUCGUGGAGUCUGAUGGAUUUCUGAUUUAGAUAUUGGUCUUUUUUCGUGUCGAUUGUCUCGUAUUGAUCGGACGCGGUGAAUUACAAAUACCGUGGCACGAUACAAGGACGUAACGCUACCCGACGUAUUAUUAUAUAGCAUCACCUUUUAAGAAUCGUAAGGCCAAGAUAUUUUAUUUUCGAUGAUGUUUAAGACGCGAAGAAUAUCUAUUAAUUCAUUUUGAAGUGAUGCGCGGCUCUGUAAGAGCAAUCGACUUGUAGCAGUCGGUUCAGCGAGUAAUCCUGACUCUCAUUCCAUGUAUAUCUCGAUUUUACAAGAGAUUGAACAUUAUUGGAGAGUUCAACAUUAUAAAUAAAGGAGGAUGAAAGAUAAGUAUAGGAUGGUAAUGUUUUGGGAAUCCGUAUAUUUCAUUUACACUUACCUAUUAAUAAUUGUGCGGUAUGCUACGCACGAGUAUUCUCGGAUGUUAGUUAUUAGUUGUUAAUCGCAAGAACAAUAAUCUUAAUACAAGCGAAUACAUGUAAUCCCGAUGAAUCCCGAUAAUCGACUUUGGAGGAAGGUUUCGAAGGAAGAGGUUACGAAUUAAAAAAAAGGCUGAGAUAUAUACCUAUAUAUGUAUAUCUCAGAUUUUACAGGGGCACAAUUAAGGAUAAUGACUUUGUGUUACAGAUCGUAUUUGAUUUCAUGCUGCAUGAUCAUCUUUAUAUUCGAGAUUUUUUAGAAUUCCUAUAUUAUUUAAAUUUUUCUAGCUGUAAGUGAGAUACGUACAUCUUACUCGAGCAGCGAAUUGCAAAGGUACUUCCUGUCUACUGACUUUUCGAGGACAAGCUAUUUCUCGUAAUAAAAUUUUUUUUAUAUUUUACAUUUUGUUUAUAUUAGUCGUUUUUUUUAUGUUUACAGUUUACAUCUAUCUAUAUUAAGAUUUAUUAUUAAUAUCUAUUCGAACAAUGUGUGUUACGAUAUAUAGAUUGGAAAUGUUUUUGUAUAUAAAUUUUUCUCUUUUCGUGGAAAAUAUAUUAUUAUCUUUUGUAAUUCUCAUACGAAGCUCAUAUAGAGUCGAUGAAACUUAAUCAUGGAUUGACAGUAUUGUAUCGAAAUAAAGAGACUGCAGAUUAUACUACAAUAUUUAAUAUAUUAACUUGUAUAUAAGUAAAUAUGCCCGUGUUAUUUUUAAUUUUUGUAUAACGAGCAACUGAAUGUGAGAAAAGGAGGUGUGCGAAGAAAGGAAAUUUCAAUGCCCAUUUAGUCCAUAUCCCAACGAUAAUAAUCUUUUACUAACGAUUUUACUGUAAUAAUCGAGUAUGUCAGGAUUGACGUUAUAAUAUUAAAUAUAAUUGUACUUCAUGUAACAUUUGCAAUACUAGUAAGAUUUCAAUUAUUGAAAGGCCAAAAGAAACCUGGAGCAAUAUAUACAUAUUGCUCUAUAUAUUAAAUAAUUCUAUAUAAAUAAUAUAUAUAUAUCUAUCUAUUUCUAUUUAUAAAUACAUACGGAAUGUUUUUCGUAUUUUGUAAUAUACGAAGUUCUCAAAUAAGAUAUAGAUAUCAAGUAUUACAUUCAAGUGGUUCCCUAUCGUCUAUAAAUAGAGUUAAUAGAAGGAUAACAUCAUAGAUAUAAGAAUCGUACGUUAUAUAUCGAACACACGAUUUAUUCGUUGUAAUAAAUUUGUUCGGUACGAUUAUAUUUCUCUUUUUAUGCACAUGGAUAAUUUUAUUUUUAUUUCGUGUAAUUUUCUAGAUAAGGACGAUGAUGCGCCAAUACCAUUCUCUGGUUCGUAACGAGCUUUAUAAUUGCAAAAAAAAUGCAAUAAUUUAAGAUUAAUUUUAUAUAUCAACAUAAUUCGUUACUUAUCUUUGCAUUAAAUGUAUAACAAUGCUGUACUUCCGAUGCACUCAUCUUAUGCUUUCUUCAGAACGUAUUAUUUCAGUAUUCUGAUGCAGACGCAUAUAAAUAUAUACCCAUAUUCUUAUAUUAUAAUUUAGAUACUUUAAGGUAAAAUCGAGCCAUCGAUUGCUACGACAUGAAGCGGAUGCCAAUAUUAUGUAAGAAAUCGGCGUCGCCUUUUUUUUAUUAUAAAAUAAGUACUAAUUAUACUUUUAAGAUUAAAACAUUGUAACUGAUAUGCUGCCAAAUAUAAGGUGAUGCAUUUCUCAUAA